AAAGAGCAAAUCAAGGGAGGUGGAAGGGGGAAAGGCAGCGAGCGAGGGAGCCGGAGUGUAGUGCAAACCGUGCACACACUCACACACCAAAAAACCACAGCCCAGACAGCUUUUUCUACCUAACGCCCAAGCAAACACAAACCAAAACAAAUAGGGAGAGGAAAAAAACCCCGAGCAAGAGCGCGUGAGCGAGAGCCAGGGCAGAAGAGAUCAGGCAGGCUUCGCCGUCCGCUUGGGGCUUGGGGCUUACAGCAAUAACUAAUCCCAAGUUUGGGCUCCUCUUGCCCCCUCUGCGCCUGCCUUCCCCCACCCCAACCCCACACCCUGACUCUACUAUGCUAAAUGUUGCUGGGGAGAUUUCAGGAGAUUCUUGGGGGAUCUUUGCCUUCCUGUGCGCUGCGCUCUGCAACCUGCCUGCGGUGCCCGCGCUGAACGGCACGGAUGAGCUAGGUGCUGGCCAGUCCAUCCAGAAGACCUACGACCUCACCCGCUACCUGGAGCACCAGCUCCGCACUCUCGCCGGCACCUAUCUGAACUACCUGGGCCCCCCCUUCAAUGAGCCCGACUUCAAUCCGCCACGGCUGGCACGGGCUGAGCGGGUGCCCAGUGCCACGGUGGACUUUGACCUGUGGCGGGGCCUGACCGACAACGCCCGCCUGGCUGCCAACUACCGGGCCUACAGCCGGCUGCUGUGCUACCUGCGGGGCCUGGAUGGGCAGGCAGGCACUGCUGAGCUGCGCCACAGCCUCGGCCACUUCUGCUCCAGCCUCCAGGGCCUGGUGGUGAGCAUCGCUGGCGUCAUGUCCUCUCUGGGCUAUCCACUGCCAGUUGGCCCUGCCACUGGCCCCUCGGUGCCUGCUGCGGCCCCUGCCUCCCCUAACAACUUUCUCAAGAAGAUGGACGACUUCUGGCUGCUCAAGGAGCUGCAGACCUGGCUGUGGCGCUCGGCCAAGGACUUCAACCGCCUCAAGAAAAAGGUGCCACCUGCUGUGGUCACACUGCGCCUUGAGGUGCGGGGCUUCUGAGCCCACCACCCUGCAGCAUCCACAGCCACGGGGCACUGCCACAGCCACCUCGCAGCCUCCUGUUACCACACUGUGCCUUGAGCGAUGGAGCUCCGCACUUUCAUGUGCCACCACAGUCAGCCUGUUUUACCUCACUGGGUAAGAGGGAUGGAGCUCCUCACUGCCACAUGCCACUAUGGCUACUCCACAUCCCCACCAUCCGCACACUGUGCCUUAAGGGACAGAGCUCCUCAUCUUCAUGUACCACCACGGCUAGCACAUAUCCCCCCUCUCACCACACCAUGCCUUGAGGGAUGGAGCUCUUCACCCUGUUGUGCAACCACAGUCACCCCCAUCACCACACUGUGCCUUGAGGAGUGGAGCUCCUGACUUUGAUGUGCCACCACAGCUGCCCCAUGUCCCCACUGUCCCCACAAUGGGCCUUGAGGGAUGGUGCUCUUCAUCCCCAUAUGCCACCAUGGCCACCCCACAUUCCUGCGGUCACCACACUAGGUCUUGAGCAACAGAGCCUCUCAUCCCAAUCUGCCACCACAGCCACCCUAUCCCCCCCAUGUCACCACACUGUGCCUUGAGGGGCAGGAUGGUUAUCUCUGAUGUACCACCACAGCUGCCCCUCCUACCAUGCUUGAAGCAAGGGGUUGUGAGGCCAUGGCAGCCACCAUGCUGAGUCUACUGUGGCCCCUGCUACACCACUGUGCCCCAUGCCCAUCCCAUCAGGGUGCCCUGCAUUCAGGGCUGCCCCUGAAAGGGGAGUAGCCUCUUCCCCCUGCUUGAAGGUAGCAAUAAGCCCUGCUCCAUGGACCUCAGGGUGGGCUUAAGCCACGCCCACCUCAAAAGGACCAAUCCUGAAGAGCACAGGCAUGAACCCUGUCUCGCCCAGUAGCGAUAAGCCCUGCCCAAAGAGCAGCAGGCUCAGCCUCUCCAUGCCAGACGGCAAUAAGCCCCUCCCAUGAUCUGUAGCAAGCCCCACCUCCUUUCCCAGCUCCAACUACAUGUGUCCCAGCCCCAUGUCUCAGCCCCACAGCUGCCUAGUGUCCCCUAAGGGUCCACCCCCAGGCCUUGGUGGGUGCAGCCAGGCCUAAACUCGAUGGGGCCUGCCACAGCCUCCAGCCAGAGCAGGCAGGGCCCCAGGCGGCAGUGGGAGGGGCUUGAGACACGGGGGUGGGGCUUGGCUGGGGGUGGGGCCGAGGGCCCUCCCCACCCCAUAAUGCCAUUGCAGCCCGCCCCAGCAAAACAACCACCAGUCAGGGUAGUGGGCAGGGCCAGGCAGGAGGGGGCUGGGUCCCCAGGGACCGCUGUUUUGGUGCGUUUAAUGAGUGUUUAUUUAUUGGAGAUGUUAUUUAUUAGGGUAUUUAUUGCAGAAGAUCUAUUCUUGUAUUAACAAAUAA
Messenger RNA from Rhea pennata, 2413 nucleotides. RefSeq names its product cardiotrophin like cytokine factor 1 (gene CLCF1). Gene Ontology annotation, molecular function: cytokine activity. Gene Ontology annotation, cellular component: extracellular region; CRLF-CLCF1 complex; CNTFR-CLCF1 complex. Lineage: Eukaryota; Metazoa; Chordata; Aves; Rheiformes; Rheidae. Gene Ontology annotation, biological process: cell surface receptor signaling pathway via JAK-STAT; positive regulation of tyrosine phosphorylation of STAT protein; positive regulation of B cell proliferation. The record is from RefSeq and is a predicted model, not a curated record. The transcript is spliced from 3 exons. The coding region runs from base 336 to 1025 and encodes 229 amino acids.